AUCACUGGCUCACUGCUGUCUGGGGAGGACACAUGGCUGGACUGGGCACAGGGCAGAGCUGAGAGGCUUUUCUCUGCUACAGACAGCAGCUUUUAAUCCCUCUACAGCCUUUUUUUCACAUAUUUGAAGGUUAAGUUCUCUUUUGCAAGCAGAAGUGCUGCAUGGAUGCCUCUUUGCCUUCUUGAGGGAGCUGUAGCUAAAGAAGGGGCUUACAGGACGAUUGCCCCGCCAUGGAAUGUUAUAGAUUUGCAAACAGGAUCUCAGGAAGUUUUUCUUCCCUCUCCUGGGUUUGGAGCUGCGGUUCUGGAUCCGAGGAGCGUGUGCACUUCUUUGAAUUCCCUCAGAGACUGGGAACAUCAAAUUGGGAAGACUGUGGCUCCGGGUAAUGGUUUAAGAGACCAGCAGACACCUCUAGCCAUUUAAACACGCACACACACUUUUUGCACCUACUCUACACCCAUCCAGACGAAGGAAUUCAGGAUGCGACGCUUUGACAAGCUGAAAAAGUCAUUCCCCUUCCUGGCACACUUUCAUAUAUAUCGAAAACUGGGCGGUAGCAUGCAGUGCGAGGAAGGCACCGAAUGGCUACUGGAGCUGCUGAUGGAGGUGCAGUUGCAGCAGUACUUCCUGCGGAUCCGGGAUGACCUUAACGUCACACGGCUGUCACACUUCGACUAUGUCAAGAACGAAGACCUGGAGAAGAUUGGCAUGGGUCGACCUGGGCAGAGACGACUGUGGGAGGCUGUGAAAAGGAGGAAAGCCAUGUGCAAGCGCAAGUCCUGGAUGAGCAAGGUGUUUAGUGGUAAGCGCCCAGACGGAGGAGACUUCCCCCAGCAAGGCCAGCCGGCCUCCUCCUUUCGUAAGCUGUCUCCCACACCUCCACUGGGCCUGGGGGAGGGAGUCCUGGCCACACAGCCCGAUGGUGGUGCUCCUCUUGACGGGCAGCAGCAGGCUCUGACCUGCCUCAUCCCAGAGAAGGAUCUGACGCUGUUUGAGAAGCUGGGGGACGGCUCCUUUGGUGUAGUGAAAAGAGGAGAGUGGCUGACGCCUGCAGGGAAGGUGCUGAACGUAGCUGUAAAGUGUCUGAAGACAGAUGUGCUCAGCCAGCCCGAUGCUCUGGAGGACUUCAUCUGUGAGGUCAACGCCAUGCACUCUUUGGACCACCAGAACCUCAUUCGCCUCUACGGUGUGGUGCUCACACACCCAAUGAAGAUGGUGACCGAGCUGGCUCCCCUGGGUUCUCUGCUGGAGCGUUUGCGAUGUGUUCGUCCACAGGGCCCAGUGUUGAUCCACACUCUGUGUCAGUAUGCCGUACAGGUGGCCUGUGGCAUGGCCUAUCUGGAGCAGAGGAGGUUCAUCCACAGGGACCUGGCAGCCAGGAACAUCCUGCUGGCCUCAGCUCACAGAGUGAAGAUCGGUGACUUUGGCCUGAUGAGGGCGCUGCCCAACAACCAUGAGCACUAUGUCAUGCAGGAGCAUCGAAAGGUCCCCUUUGCAUGGUGCGCCCCAGAGAGUCUGAAGACCAGAACGUUCUCCCAUGCUACAGACACGUGGAUGUUUGGAGUCACUCUCUGGGAAAUGUUCACACAUGGCCAGGAGCCUUGGCUGGGACUCAAUGGGAGCCAGAUACUGCACAAGAUUGAUAAAGAAGGUGAACGCCUCCCUAAGCCCGAAGACUGUCCGCAGGAUAUCUAUCAUGUUGUGCUGCAGUGUUGGGCUCAGAAACCAGACGACAGACCCACCUUUGUCGCCCUGCGUGAGUUCCUGCUUGAGACCAUGCCCACAGACAUGUGUGCUCUGCAGGACUUUGACGAGCCUGACAAACUCCAGAUCCAGCUCAAUGAUGUCAUCACUAUCAUAGAGGGGAGGGCUGAGAACUACUGGUGGCGAGGUCAAAACAAGCGGACCCUUAAGGUCGGACCGUUCCCUAGAAACGUGGUGACAUCAGUCGCAGGUUUAUCAGCUCAUGACAUCAGCCGGCCGCUCAAGAACAGCUUCAUCCACACAGGACACGGAGACACCAACCCUCAUCGCUGCUGGGGCUUCCCUGACAGGAUUGACGAUUUGUACCUCGGUAAUCCCAUGGAUCCUCCUGAUGUCCUUGCUGUAGACCACAGUGGUGCUCGGCCCACACAGCUACCAGGACGAGUUAAAAAGCCCUGCUAUGAUUCAGUAAACGAUGAUGAGGAUCUGACUUCGGCAGGACUAAAGAGAUUAUCACUUCGGAAAACGGGUUCCGUCAAAGGCUUAAAACUAAAACCCGCUGCAUGGGUCUCUGCUUGCAAACAGGGGGGUGGCCGGACUUCAGGCUCAGGUAACAACCACAACAGUGAAGUGUCCCUCAUUGACUUUGGGGAGGAGUUCCCCCCACCCACACCAUCCCCCUCCCCUGUGGUUGAAAUCCAGAUUCCUUUACUGGCAAAGCUAGCUUUGGAAGCAGACAACAUCCUGGACCGGACUCCACCUCAGAGUCCGUCCAGAUCGCUGCCCCGCCCCCUUCACCCUACGCCAGUAGUGGACUGGGAUGCCCGGCCAUUACCCCCACCCCCUGCCUAUGACGAUGUGGCCCAAGACGAAGACGAUAUGGAGGUGAGCUCCAUCAACAGCUCAGAGCAGCAGCAUGAAGAGGAGCUGAGUGAUGUCCAUAACCCAGAUCAGGCUCUCUUCUCUGGACAGAAGGGGGAGAGUGAGGCUCUUGUCUCCAGGGGUCUAGACAGAUCAGGCCUGGAGGACAACCUCUUUCUCCCCAGCAAGCAGAGCCAGGUUGUGUCCACCUCCUUCUCCCAGUCAGCAGAGAUCUUCCAAGAACUCCAGCAAGAGGGGGCGCGGGGCGAAACGCCCCCGCCCCCGAGCGCACGCCCGGGGUCCCAAAAAACACAAACCCACGAGGGGCACCAGCAGAGUGUCUUCUCCUCCAGUGAGGACAGACCCCAGAUCCCCCCACGUGUCCCCAUACCCCCUCGCCCCAUAAAGAGGGGCGACUACACAUCUGCUCGCUGGUCAAGGGAUCUCUCCCUGUCACCUACGCCAACUGACACCACAGAGGACGUUUCAGGCCCAAACCGGCCACCUCAGAUCCCUCCCAGGGACCUUUUGUCCCAGCCGGGCUCCAGGACUCCCAGCCCCAUGGGCCUGGUAGUGGGCUCCCCCCAGCAGAGAGUCUACUCUGUCAGCCCCACCACCAUGCAGGCUCCUAUUACCUCCUGCCCCUCCACACACACCUUUGGCUCCUACCUCUCCACCUCUCCAGGUAAACUCAUGCCUCCCACACACAGCUUUGCCUCAGAUCCUAAAUAUGCUGCACCCAAAGUGAUCCAGGCGCAGGGGAAGGACGCUGCCAGCAAGGGCCCCUGUAUCCUCCCCAUCGUCCGUGAUGGACGUAAAGUCAGUAACACACAUUAUUACCUACUGCCGGAGAGGCCCCCAUACCUCGACCGCUAUGACCGCUUCUUCAGGGAGGCAGAGAGCCUGCCUGCCAGCGGUGUGGAGGAAAGGCAUGUACGGCAAGUUAACACCGCCACUGUCAGACCCAUGGUGGUCAGUAGCCAGACUCUCCAGGGACAGGCCCAGGGACAGGGGCUUGUCCAGCCAGGCGAGCCGAAGGCUAAUUUCUCCUCCAACAAUAACAGCAGUCUGGGUGCACCAAGGUCAGGGAUGAAGACAUCAGUUAGUCUCCCUCGCGUCUGUUCAGACGGGCUGACAGCCGCGGUGGUGGUCACUGGUUCCUGCAUCAGGACAGACGGAGGAGGGAACUCAGCUGACAGGGUCAAAAUGGUGCAGGACGCAGUCCACGGUGUCACAAUAGAGGAGUGCCAAGCCGCCCUCCAGAACCACAACUGGAAUGUCCAGAAAGCUGUGCAUUAUCUAAAGGUGGAGCAGUUGUUCUGUUUGGGUCUGAGGAGCAGGUCAGAGUGUCUAAAGCUGCUGGAGAUGUAUGACUGGAACCUGGAGGUGGCCAGCACUCAGAUGUUAGAUAACUAUGGAUCCACAACAAGACAGAGACGGUGACAGAAAUCUCAAGCUGCUGAGCUCUGAUUGGACCUUCAUCCUCAGUAAAACAUCAUCAGAGGAGGUGAAUCUACUCCUGACCCUUCUUAUUUAUGCUUCAGACACGCCUCCAAUCAGAAGACUGUUUUCUGACUAUAGACGAAUCAAGCACAUUUUCACUGAACUAGCACAAAAUACCAAACUUUAUUAUGGCUCUUUUCAUACUUGACACGGACAAAGGAAUUACACCUGGGUGGUAAGAAAAGAAGACUUUGGGUUAUUUGGACUUUGGUCUGAAAGAUAUGCGAUUGUUGCACUUAUUAAGAAAUGGUAGACUGCCCUCUCCCACCUUUUCCAAGUUGUUGGACACAAAAAUGGCACUGUACUUUGUGAGUUCAAUUUCAUGUGGUGAACCUGAAAUGUCACAGAUCCUGGGUGCUACCACACUGUGUCAGAUCCACUUACUGGUAUCCUCACUGCCGCAAUUACACUGUUGACCAACUGCUGAGAGAUACUUUAGCCAUCUUUUCUUUUGUUAAUGUCAUUAAAAAGCCAGUUCGAAAGUGAACCCAUACAACGCCAUGAGGUAAUUGUAUUUUGUCAGAAUGUUGCCAAGAACUAUUACCGUUUGACUGAAAGCUGGUAUCUCAUUUAGUGAACAGUGUCAGAAUUUAACUGAAAUACUGUAUAGUGUAUACAGAUUUUACCUCUACCAUGUAAAAGCUCAACAAAAACAAAACUAAUACUUAUUUGGCUGUCCGGGCCAGGAAAUAAUAUAGCCCGUUUACAGUUGUUAAGAGGGGAUAUGAUUAUGAAAAUUGCUGCUGAAAGACUGUGGAGUCAAGGAAAAAUGUGCAGAAGACACUGCUGCAAAAUAAACAUUUAGACCUCUACAAUGAAAAGAAAAGCUCACAUCCUCCAUCGUUUGUAUAAUACAUUUAGUAUUGACGCAGUACUGCACAAGAGACAGAGGUGAAACCAGCCCAGUGUUGACCUGAAUCUGAAGAAUUAAUGGAAAAAGAAGAUCAGGGAAGCAGUUUGUCCAAGAUUCACUUAUUUUAAAAGACCCACAAAACUGUCUAAUAUAUAAUCGAAGGGUAUAAGAAAUAUAUCCUUUAUAAAGAGACAUUUAUGUGUUUGUUAACAAAAUAUUGGUGUAUUAUUUUAAUACAUUUUAAACACGAUGCUCAGAGACAAGAAAAGACUGUUAUGUCAUUACCGGGCAGGCUAUUUUAUAUGCGUCUUUCCUUGAGUUGAAAACUGAUCUUAGACUCUUGCCACAUUUGGCUUUAGAUCAAAAGGCCACACAGUCAGUGCAAACUUCCCACACUCCAGAUUUCCUUAUUCCUUCCCUCGAAGCACUUUGCCCAAACAUAACUCCUGAGCAUCAGCUGAAAACCCCUGCCAGCUGGGUAUUUUCUGCAGACUACGUUGGCAGCUAAUAACAGCACUGCAGUGAAAUAUACCCCAAGGCACAGAUCCUGUCCCAUAAUCAUCACUUAAAACCAUAACUGUGAUAUUUUGGUCAGCAGCUUUGGGGGCAAUAAUUUAAAACUGGGAGGACGUGUCAGCUCUGUGUGAACAGUAGAGCCCUCUGCAAUGAAUAUAGAAGACUUUGGGCCUGUCUGGCUUUUGUUCUCCCGUUUUAUUACAGAUGCACUUAGUAUGUGAGGACUCAACUAAAAGUAAGGGAAAUAAAAGGCAUUCCACAUGCUUUGACAUUGAAAAACAAUAGUUUACAGGCAAUUUAUGGUCAACACACAUGAUCCUUUGGUGCUAUAGAAAAAAAAACUAACAUUUGCCAACUGGUACCCAACUAUUUACAUUUAAAUGGUUGUCCACAUGAAGACACUGGCUUUGCUUCAACCAGCCCCCCCCAAUAUGUCCACAAAAACGUAUGUGACAGGUCUCUGAGCACAAUCUGUUUGGGCAUACAGUAAAUUUCAAAUGGCCUCGACAAAAACUAAUAUGGAACCACAACAAGCCAGCUACCUGCCAGUGAAAAUGAUAUACAUGACUGAUAUUGGAUGAUAAACUCCAGUAAAAGUUUUCCUCCGUGUGCAAUAAGGCUGCUGUAGAACCUGUAACCUCCCAGUCUGUCCAUCCAUCCAUCAGUGCCAUUCAGUUGUGUAAAAAGAGCUUUUAUCUCUGCCGUCAUGUAUACUAGUAAAUUAAUGCACAGGAAACACCGUUUUCAGUAACAAGUUUUUGGUGACUCAGUUUUCCUCCCCAGAGAAGAAUGAAGUUGUCCUUAAACACUGAUUCAGAGUCAGUUUUGCCAGUUCUUCCCUCUGUGUUGUGGUAAAGCUAAUUGCCAACCAGUGCGUAAAGGACAGCUUAAUGUGAUGGCUGCCUCCACAGUCUGUCCAUGUGUUUUGUCUUCAUACCAAGCUGCUGUAGUUUUUUUGAAGGACUGAAGUGAACCUUGUGGUGUUAUGAUCAACCCAAAGCAACAUGCUCCUGUUGUGGUGUUGAGACUCUGAUGUUAGAAAACUCAGUUCAGUUUAGUCUUUGUUUGCCAGAUCAGUUUCUUCACAAACUGUCUGCUAUUUUAAGUCAUUCAUAUUGUUUUUGCUGUUUAUUCCUUCAAUCCAACUUGCCAUUUCUUCCUCAUUUGUAUGUAUUUGCUUCCCAGAAUGUUUUAUUUUAAAUGCCUACUGUACAGUUGGAUUUCAUUGUUUCUCUCCUCCUGGGUUGAUGGAAAUGCUCAAGAGAAGUUCAUGCUGCCGAAUUUAAAAAUGUAUUUUUUAUUAAAUAAUUAAUUAUUUUUUA
This is a messenger RNA of Perca fluviatilis (European perch), 6759 nucleotides long. It is a transcript of the gene tnk2b, whose product is annotated as tyrosine kinase, non-receptor, 2b. Gene Ontology annotation, biological process: regulation of keratinocyte differentiation; signal transduction; protein phosphorylation. Gene Ontology annotation, cellular component: extrinsic component of cytoplasmic side of plasma membrane. The transcript has 18 exons. Gene Ontology annotation, molecular function: protein serine/threonine/tyrosine kinase activity; protein tyrosine kinase activity; protein binding. The record is from RefSeq and is a predicted model, not a curated record. Bases 481 to 4008 code for a protein of 1175 amino acids. Lineage: Eukaryota; Metazoa; Chordata; Actinopteri; Perciformes; Percidae.